This is a messenger RNA of Scylla paramamosain (green mud crab), 4376 nucleotides long. Its product is annotated as nephrin-like. The record is from RefSeq and is a predicted model, not a curated record. The coding region runs from base 296 to 4123 and encodes 1275 amino acids. Gene Ontology annotation, biological process: cell-cell adhesion. The transcript is spliced from 17 exons. Gene Ontology annotation, molecular function: cell adhesion molecule binding. Gene Ontology annotation, cellular component: plasma membrane; cell-cell junction. NCBI's taxonomy places the organism in Eukaryota, Metazoa, Arthropoda, Malacostraca, Decapoda, Portunidae.
AGAAGAAAAGCUAGAAAGUUCUGCUAAUCCUCUUCGUUUUAAUUAAUGUGGCACCUGUCAGCUGUCAGUAACAAACAAAAACAAGCACAAUUUUUCCUCCUCUUUCUCCGGGACAGCGGCGGAGUCCUCGAACACUAACUUCCUCCCAUCCCAUCGUAAAAACACUCCAUCAUAUCACAUCAGUCAUUCUUCUUCGUCCACAUCAACCUGGGAGAACACCGUGUCGCAAUUUUUCACCUCCUUCGCCUCCUCUUUCGUACUCUCGCCCUAAAAGUAAGAGAAGAAACUACAUAAUAUGCCUUUCCAUUCUCUUGUCCAAUUCCUUCCCCUUUCUCCCUCCGCCUCUCGCUUUCACCAACCAGGAGAGGAGGUGCGAGCGACGCGGGAGAUCAUGAGUGAGGUGAGCACGGGAGGGUGGGCCACGUCCUCAGAGUUGAUCCAUCGCGUGCCCGACUCAACCCCAGCCACACAGGUCACCGUGGAGUGCCUGGUGGUGAACCCUGCCGUCACGCGUCCCAGGAGCAAGACUGUCUUUAUCUCCAUUACCAAGCCGGCAGGUCCUCCGAUAUUUGAAGGCAAUCCGGGCAGAGAUGUCUUGGCGGGGACAACAAUUGACGUGAUCUGCCUGAGCCACGGGGGUCAUCCUGCUCCAAACAUGAGGCUAUACAAGGUCAAUCAGCCCAUCACCACCAUCGUGACAAGGAAGGGCAACGUAACUCGCGCCAAGGCACAGCUGCAGGUCAUCCCGAGCGACAAUGGGUCAGAGGUCACGUGUGAGGUCACCAGCUCAGCCGCCGGCAGACCCAUGACCGCCUCCUUCGCCAUGUCGGUCCUCUUCCCGCCGUGGGAGGUCAACGGAUGGGUGUCGCCGCCCUCAGUGGAAGAAGGAAAAUCGCUCACGCUGUCCUGCCUCUCCUCCCCAAGUCUGCCGCCCUCCAACGUCACCUGGAGGUCACGCUGGAUCACCCUCGAGAGCGCGCAGGUCACCCACAGCCCAGCAGCCUUCGGGGGAUUUUCCACAGAGUCCGAGGUGGUGGUGGUGCGGGCGGCGGCGAGCCACAACGGGCGACCAGUGGUUUGUGAGGCCACCAACGGGCUGGCCUCCCCUGUCUCCACCUCCCUCACGCUUCACGUUCUGCACGCGCCGCUGUGGGUCUCCAAGCCGCCGACGAGGAUCAACGUGACGGAGGGAAGCGACCUGCUGGUGAAGGCCGCUGCCAUGGCCAACCCGGGGCCUAUCAGGUACUUAUGGCGUCGCGUGAAAAGUGAGAGAGACACGAACACUGUUGGCAACGAAGACAGUGAGGAAGACGAAGAGACCCUCAUUGAUCAGGGAAAGCCAGGAUACAGUGGCAGCGAAGGGGAGAUGAGGAUAAGGCGAGUGUCGAGGAAGGAUGCAGGACACUACAGCGUGAAGGUUACAAGUCCACGGGGAACCUCCAGCGCUCCUUUUUACGUCAAUGUCCAGUACGGGCCCGAGGAGGUGGCGGCGGAGGAGCGGCGGGAGGUGGCGGCGGGCGAGGAGGUACGACUCAAGUGUUCCUCCCGCGGCAACCCUUCCCCCCACCUCACCUGGACCCGGAACGCUAAACCCCCGCCAAGACUGGUUGGUGGGCUGGCCUUCGGUGAGGGCGUGGCCUGGCUGACAGUGGAAGCAGCCUCCAUGAAGGACACCGGCGUAUAUUUCUGUCAUGCUCGCAGUCCUCUUGGCUCUGCCACGCCCAGGGCCACACGCCUUGUUGUUCAACAGCCAGCGACUGUGGUCCCUGAUGUGGGUGUUUCCAGCAAACCAACUGAUAAAGAUGAAUUCCACGCGUCGUGGGCGGAGGUGGGUGGCACUGGGCGGCUGGUGUGCCGGGUGCGAGCUGCCCCGCCGCCCACGUUCGUGUGGAGCAGCUCCAGUGAUCUCAUUCUUCUCAACAGCGACAAGUACACCAUCCACGAGCCACAGCUGACGGACGGUCUAGUUACGUGGGCGUCUGUGCUGGAGGUCACAAAGAUACGCCACCAGGACUACACCAGCUAUCGUUGUACGGCACAUAACGCGCUUGGAUCAGAUUCCGUUCUGGUGCACCUCAGACCGCCCAGCCGACCGCUGCCGCCCCUUCAUCUCAUUGUGGCUAACGUGACGGGAGAGGAAGUGUGGCUCACCUGGACACCUAACCUGGGGGGCGGUUCUCCACGGGGCUACACCGUCAGGUACAGACCUGUGAACGAAUCAGAAUACGAGCACCUGGAGGUGGCGGGGGGCAUGACCUCCGUGGUGCGUAUUGAGGGACUGGACCCAGGGCGCCAGUACACUGUGGGCGUGCAGGCCGUCAGCCCGCACGGCCGCUCUCACUUUGUGAGCCGUGCCAUGCUCACCUGGCCAGGUCGAGACACCGAGCCGCCCACCAGCUUCCAGGGACUUGCGGGCGGCAGCGCGGCGGUGGCAGGAGGCAGGGGUGGUGCAGCCGGCGUGGACGGAGGGGGGCAGGGAGGCUCCACUCCCUCCAGGCUGCCACGGUUCAUGCUUCUGCUUCUUACACUGACGGGCGCCGCACUUCUACUCCUUAAUAUAUCCAUCAUCACCUGUUUCGUUCGGCGACGAGCUGCAGCUGCUGCCGCUGCGGCUGCUGAUGCUGCUGCUGCAGUUUCAGCGUCCACCAAAAGUUCUCCUACACCGGGAGUUAAGGAUGGCGGCUCCCCGUCUGCGGUGCCGGGUACUCUCCCUUACCUGCCCCUGCUGCCGCUCACCGCCCUCUCUCCCGGUGGACAGUUACAGUCUCCGACUCUCGACCAAGUGGACAAACUUGUUCUCUGCGGUAAUGGAGGAUUGGUGCCCCCUCCUGCCGCUGCUGCUGCAGCUGUCCCCACAACUACCACAAUUACCACCACACAGCUUUCACCCCGUAAUGGCGGAGUCAUCACAACCAGUAGCACGUUCAUCGCCUUACGGACAACUCCUCCCCGAACGAGCUCGUGGGGAGGCGGCUCUGACGGUUCCACACAUCAACUUUCUGCUGUUUCUAACACUUCUGCAGAAACUAAUUUCGGAGUUCCAGCUUCCAUUACUGCCGCUUUCUCCGCAGGAAGCCCCAAGAUUUCUCGAAGUCCACAUCUUACCGUAAGCUUGCCACAAGGGCCUGACGUCUGCCUUGUAACGCCAAGUACUUACGAGGACAUAUCUGGCCGCCUGAGUAGCCUCCAUCCACCAUCAGAAGACCAAUUAUCUAUCAGCUCAUGUAGAAGCAGUACCAUUGAAAAUUCAAGUGUAUGCUCCUCUCAGGGGCUUUUCCGUCCACUGUCGUCGCUCAGAAAUCUUGAAUACCUGCAAGAAGCACCGGAAAUAGUUCAGGAUGCCGUUAGGUCUCUUCCACGGCCACAGCAUGCGACAUCCCGGUCCUCCUCCCCAGGCAAAGACCACUGUGGCCUUGAGGACUCCCAGUCGACGGAGUACUCUAGCUUGAGCCCUUCCGGCCUCCUCCUGUCGGGAUCUCACUUCCCUAGGUCGCCCUGUAGCCUUGUCUCCUUUACAGGUGGAGCGGGUCGCCAGCACACUUAUACCCCCCUCGCACCCCGACGCCUCACGCCUAUCAAAAUUCCUUGUCCCCGUCCACCCUCCCGUUCCCCUGAUGGAGCAGCAGGUCAACAAGACCACUUCGAGUCCCCCACCGCCUCUACAACAUCGAGUCUUUGUGACCAGGACAGAACAAGUCAUAAGCUCAUGACAGCAACGAAAAAUAAACACGUAUCAGAAGCAAGCACGUCGUCAGAUUUGUCAAAUGCCUCCACAUGUGACACAAGUGCUAAGCUCAAGAUUAACUGUUCCAGUAACACCGUCAGGAGUCCCGUCUCUGAGCAGUCUUUUCAGUUACCCGUUAAUAACCCAUGCGACUCACCUGGUUUGUUGCAGCCGCUCCCUUCGUCCUCCCUCACCCUCAGCCAGCAGCAGGAGGCACAGCACGACCAGGCAAGAGCAGACGAUCCCCUGCAGGAAUUCAGUGGCUCCUCUGGGUACAAUAGCAGCAGUCCGGAUCAGGAUAUGACCAGAGACCCGAGAAAUGAUGUCCUUUGGUCUGAAAAGACAGCAGAGGGUGAAGACGAUCCUAGUAAGAGGGAACCCGAAACUGGAGAACAGUGAGGUGUCAGAUCCUCUUCGCGUGGAGGUAACAUCAUCCACGUGUUAUUGGUAUUCAAUCAAAAGAAUACGAAGCGAGGCUGGAAUCCUGUAGAUGCUCGGAAGCGUCGACAGCAAAAAGGUUUGUAUUUAGCGCGGAGAUAAAUUAGGAAAUAUAUUUUACACGAAUUCGUAUUUGUAAAUGCCAACAAUGUAUAACUUGCAUAUAUGAUGUAUAAAUGUUAUUUCUAUAUUAAUAUACACAUCUUUGAAAUAA